UCAUUGAUAUAGCCAAUCAGAAUUAGAAGAGCUGGAAUAGAAGGUGCUGGUCACUGCUGUAUUUUCUCUUUUACCAGUAAAAUCCAGUGCGUCUUGCCUGACUGUAAGAAUCUAUACAGGAAAAAUCAUACGAUUGCAAAAUGACUGCAUUAGCAAAUGGAGAGGAGGUAGAAUCAACCAAUCACAAGAAUGGUAAAACACCCCCAGUUAUGUAUCUACAAGCAGAACAAGAUGACUAYUCAACACAAAAAAUUGAAUCACAGAACUGCUGCAACAGACUGUUUUCUCCAAAUAUAAAAAACCUCAUUUAUCAAAUCUUUCAACUCAGCUGGGCUGUAAUUCUUGGAAAUCUCUUCACAUUUCUUGUAAAUACACAAUGUCUUAUCUUCUGUGGACAMCUUGGAGCAACAGAGCUAGCUGCAGGAUCUUUGAGCAAUACUAUUAUUAUGGUGUUUGGAAACUCAAUAGCAAUUGGCAUGACCACUGCUGUGGAUACAUUGUGUGCGCAAGCUUAUGGAGCAAAAAACUAUACACUUGUUGGUAUUGUUUUGCAACGAGGAGUAUUUAUUUUGGCUAUUACAGCAAUCUUAGUCUGUUCGUUAUGGAUGUUAACACAGCACUUUUUACUAUUUAUUGGAUUUGAAAGUCAUAUUGCASAGAUGAGUGACACAUUUAUGAUAAUAAUGCUACCAAUGGUCCCAGCAGAGUUUUUAGCACAGUUGCUUAUAAAAUACCUUCAAACCCAGGGGAUUGUACGACCUCUUGUUAUAAUUGGUGCUGUAACAAACAUAUGUGCUCUUGGUCUUUUCUUAUUAAUUGUGACAUACCUUAAACAGGGUUUUAGRGGUAUAGCAAUUGCUCUAAUGCUAGUCAGCUAUAUAAGAAUGGCUUUACUCUUGUUGUUUAUUAAGAUAAGGAAACUGCAUGAAAAGACAUGGAGAGGAUGGUCCACUGAAUGUCUUUAUGGCUGGAAACAGUAUUUAAGCCUUUCAUUUCCUGGUUUAUUAAUGAUAUGUAUGGAGUGGUGGACAUUUGAAAUUGGCUCAUUUAUUUUAGGAUCAUUUGGUGAAACCGUUGUAGCAACAUACGGCAUUAUGAUGCAGCUGACAAUGAUUUCAUUUAUGGUUCCGUAUGGGGUUUCUAUAUCUGCAAGCAUACUAGUAGGAAAUUUCUUGGGUGCUAACAAUCCUGAACAAGCUGUGCUAGCCACCAAACUAUCAAUGGCAAUGGGWUUGAUUUGCUCAUCCAUUGUUGUCAUUGUCAGCUUAACAUGCAGAAAGUACAUUGCAAUGAUUUUCUCUGAUGAUGAAAAAGUAAUCAACCUUUUUGUUUACGCCAUACCAAUGGUUGUUUUCUUUUUCAUCCARGAUUGUGUUCAGGGUAUUUGUUCUGGGGCAAUUCGUGGUUGUGGUCGACAAAAGAUUGGCAUGAUUAUAAAUUUUGUUAGCCAUGACCUKGUUGCGGUCCCGYUAUGUGUAGUCUUUGCCAUUGUCWUGAAUCAAGGCCUUUUGGGAGUAUGGUGGGGUAUUGGCAUUGGGGUCUUCAUACAGRSUUUUACUUAUGUUGUUUUCCUUUCYUGUACAAACUGGAAACGACAAUCAGAGUUGGCUGUAAGGAGGACAUCAAAGAGAUGGAAGAAAAAUCCAUUGGAAAAGACUCGAGAUUCAAAUGUGGAUGAUCAACUACUUGAUUCAAAACCAGAAAAGGGUUGUGAMRACAAUGAACAAGUUGAAGUCAAACAURGCAAUGGAGGUGCUAAGGGCUUACUGCAACAAGAACCUGAAGCAGAUGACCCUGCACUUGUUGUUGAAGAUUUCGACAGGCAAAUGCCAGACAGAAAGAUUACAGGAAAACUCGUCCUUAUUCGAGUUGUCCCRUUUCUCUUGUCCUUUCUCGUUUUAGGUGCAGCCCUUUCUGUUCGUUUCUUUGUCCCAUUACCUGUUGCAAACACAUUAUCAAUGGCAAAGAAUGAAAGCACACCAGUCAAUGGGACAUCUUUUUAGAAUUUCAAUAACAUGUGUACAAACUUUCCACAUGUGUAGGUGUUUUUUAAGGUUUUAUCUUAUUACUAGCAAGGUUUAUUGAUUGAUAGUUUGGUUAGAGUUGAGUAUGAUAGGGAUACUGUGCCUAGGCAUGAUCUCCACUAGGUUUUGCUUUAYUCUCCAUACUAUACCAAUAACCAAAUAAAUAAGGAACUCUUUUAUUAUUUAUAUGAAAAAUUUUGCAUUAACAUUGAAUUUAUAUUUAAAUUUUUUAUAUUUUAAGUUUUUGUACACAGGUAUCAGCUUGUACGAGUGUCUACAARUAUAGAAAUUGUGUAAAUAAUAAUUGUAAUUUACACCUGCGUGUAUUAAUGAAUUAUUGAUAUUAAUCAUACUUUAGACUAAAUUUUUCAAUGCUAUUGACAUGUUUUGGUUCUUGAAAAUUUCUAACUUUUUUGAAUUGUAUUUUGAAUUAUUUGAUUAUUACAAGGUAGAAAAAAAUGGUUUGUARUUCUAGAAUAGGAAAAAUAAUGGCAAAGAUAAAUAAGAUCAAGGAAACGAAAUGCAGAAUGCCUUUGAAAAUUAGAAUUUAUAUCAAAUGUAUAAUUAUAAUUUAGGGGAGAGGAAAAGAAAGAUUAUAACAUUGGUAAAGGAGUCAUUUUUUAAACUAUAUUUUAUUAUUGAAURUUUUGUAAGGUGAGACAAUUUUUAUGGGUUUUUACAGUGUCUUGUACAAUGGAUAGAGAGAAUGAAUGAAUAAACCUUAUUUUACCACAACUUGUUGAKUUAUAGCAUACAAAAUGGCUUUUCUUUCAUUAGCUGCCUACCAGAAUGUUAAGCAUGCAUGCUACUAGCCCUAUCCAUACUUCACCCCACACAGACUAGWAGACAUCCCUAUAGGUCACAAGGUUAUCUAUGAGUCUAAGCAAUGCAUGUAGACCAGACGUUUUCUGCACAAACAUUACUUCUCUCAAUACAUACAUCAGUACGGAGAACAAUGUGUCCGCCAUCUUGAAAAGUGAGAUCCGAAUCACUAUGUUGUGCCUUAGAACAAAUUUCGUAGUUGCUAAAGUCAACUACAUGUAAUCUACCAUGAUUAUAGUGCUACUUGCAUGAAAAUUGUCUUAUUUUAAAACUUCAAGCAAUACAAA
Molecule: messenger RNA, 3133 nt
Organism: Exaiptasia diaphana
Lineage: Eukaryota; Metazoa; Cnidaria; Anthozoa; Actiniaria; Aiptasiidae
Product: multidrug and toxin extrusion protein 2
Exons: 16
Coding region: 141-2003 (620 amino acids)
Biological process (GO): xenobiotic detoxification by transmembrane export across the plasma membrane
Cellular component (GO): membrane
Molecular function (GO): xenobiotic transmembrane transporter activity; antiporter activity
Source: RefSeq, a predicted model, not a curated record